GUCCAUCCAGACAUGCUGGUAAAUCUUGUGGUCCUUGUGGUACCUGAAUGCAUCGCAGCGUCUCUGCAUAAGAUGGAGUCCAGACUUGUCCAUUCUUUGCUGUCCACUCAGUGUCGGUGAGAGUCGGUAGCAAAACGUUUUUAAUGCAAACGUAAGGAAACAUAAGCACUUAACCCUGAGGAGACAUGGACAUGAGAGGCACAGGAAGUUAAGACCAAGAAAGAAAUUUACAAAAUAAAACAUGUUCACAAGAUUCUUAAAACCAGAUGUUCCUACAGAUUCACUCCCCAGACCCCUGGUAGUCACACGCCUCCAUCAUGCAACACAAGCAGCGGCUACGAGAAGAAAAUGGUAGAAUCUGAUCAAAUACAGCAAAAAUAUGACUAGUUUUCUUCUGACAUCACAGGAUGUAGUUUUAUACUGAAGGACAGAUUAAUAAAUGUGGUUAUGAUGGAAGUCAAUGGGGCCGUGAAGGGAGGACAUAUGAGGAGGCUUAAACCACGGAGCAUCAUGGCUCCUCCUCCUCCUCCUCCCUCCUGCAGACCUCAUACAGACGAAAGGAGGCGAAGGCAGUGGCGAGCAGACAGGAGGCGCCAAGGAUCAACCACCAGCUGAAGGAGGAGGAGAAGACUCCCUGCAGAGAGGAGGAGGAGGAGGAGAAGACUCCCUGCAGAGAGAAGGAGGAGGAGGAGGAGGAGGAGAAGACUCCCUGCAGAGAGAAGGAGGAGGAGGAGGAGGAGAAGACUCCCUGCAGAGAGGAGGAGACACAUCUACCAGACUGAACCAUGCUAACUCUACUGCUAAAUGAUGAUGCUAAUGCUAAAGCUAACAAGCCAAUGUUACCUGGCCAACGCAGAAGAGUCCAAACAAGAUGAGAAGGAUCAAGAAAAGAAUCUGAACACACAGAGGAGGACGGACGGGAUCCUGAGACAUGAUUGGUCCUCUGACAUGUCAGCAGCCAAUCAGAGCGCAGAAUGAAAAAUAUAAAAGUGUAAAUGUGAAGUAAACUCCAACAAAAGCUACUUCACAAUAUAUAUAAAUAUAUAAAAAGAAACGACAAAGAGAAACAAACUAAAUUAAAUUAAAUUAAAUUAAAUUAAAUUAAAUUAAAUUAAAUUAAAUUAAAGUAAAUUAAAGUAAAUUAAAUUAAAGUAAAUUAAAUUAAAGUAAAUUAAAUUAAAUUAAAGUGAGCUGUGUGAACCGCAGUGAAGAAUGAGGCGGAUCAGACUGAAGACGUUUAUAUCUGCAGCUUUAAUCCUACACUGUUAAAACUAAUCUGGCUCCAGUAGCUGAUGAACACUGUAGAAAAUCAUCAGCACUUUUAACUUAUUUUGAACUCAUUGUUUUAUUCCUGUGGUGGAUCAAGAGUUGAAGUGAAAACAAAUAAUUUAUUAAUGUUUAAUGAAAACCAAACAGCUGAUCGGUUUCAGUCACAGACGCUGGGGGGAGGGGGCGUCUCCAUGGUGACAGAACAACACAACAAAGACAGACGAGGAGGAAGAGGACUGAGAGGAAAGAAAAUAGACGACGCUGCAGCUGCAGCUAUGAUGGCUUGUUUCCGUGGGAACCGGGAGGAGUUUUACGGCGAGGUGCUCCUAUUGGAUGAGAGGAAGAUGCUGCUGUCGGCUGAACACGGCAUCACGAAAUCGUCGAAGGCGGCGGCCAUCUUGCAGCAGGUGUUUUCUCAGCUGAAGGUUGUGGAGGUGGAGUUCUUCGGUUUGAGGUUCUGUGACAACAAACAGCAGACGCUGUGGUUGGAUCCGUCCAGAACUCUGUCCCAGCACCGAGGCCUCGUCGGGCCACCGUACAUUUUCUACUUUGGAGUCAGAUUUUACGCUGAAGAUCCGUCGCAGCUGGAAGACGAGGCCACACGGUGUCAGUUUUACCUGCAGCUUUGCCAGGACGUUCGUCGAGGUCGCCUCCCGUGUCCCGCCCACCUCCGGCCUCAGCUGACCGCCCUGGUGCUGCAAGAGGAGCGUGGUGACCUCAGUCAUGACGUCGUGUCAGAAGAGAUUGAGGACGUUCAACUCGUCUACAAAACUCUGCGAGGUGUCUCUCGUCCUCAGGCUCAGCGUCUCUUCCUGUCUCUCUGCCGCUCGCUGCAGAUGUACGGAGUCUCUCUGUUCGCCGCCUACGGCGAGAACCAAACCGAGUACUUCCUGGGUCCGACUCCAGUGGGCGUCGUUAUCUUCAAGGACAAAGUUCUGGUGGGGAAAUAUUUCUGGCAGCGAAUCACCAAACUUCAUUUCAAAGAUCAUACGUUUGAGCUCAGAGUUCUCAGCAAAAACGGUUCAGAGGCGUCGUUUUUCUUCCAGACGUCUGAUCGAAGCGACUGUAAACGUCUGUGGAGGUGUUGUGUGGAACAUCACGCCUUCUUCAGGAUGUCGGAGUCAAACCCGUUAACACACAAACUGAAACACAACAGUGCGUUGACAACAACAACAACAACAACAACAACAGCAGCAGCAGCAGAUGUUGUGCAUCUGAUGCGUCUGAGACCAGCGCAGCACGGUUCGUUUUAUUUCAUUUCAUUUGUUUGUUUUACUAAAAUGUUUUGUUUGACAGACUCCGCCUCCUUCUUUCUUCCAGCCAAUCACACAGCGAGAGUCACCUGGGAACCAAUCAGGAAGCAGACGGCUCCACCUGCUGUUCACAGGUCAGAGGUCAGGGCAGAGCAGGACCCGGCGAAGCCCAGUGCACCAUGGGUAAAGAGCGGCCCUGUCAGCGGCCUGUUCAACACAAAGUUUCCUUCAAACACCAAAGGAGGAGGAGGAGCAGGAGGAGCAGGAGGAGCAGGAGGAGGAGGAGGAGGAGGAGGAGGAGCAGGAGGAGGAGGAGCGCAGGGGCGGAGCAGGAGUCUGGACGGAGAUCAACCAAUCAGGAAGCAGAGGAGGAGCAGGCCUCGUUCCCAUGGCAACAGCAGUGGCAGUGAAUCAGAGAGGACGGGUAACGGCAAGGGCCGCAGAAGGAGAACAAAGAACCGACACAGCGCUGAUGACAUCAUAUGGAAGCACAUCGAGAAACAGCUGGUGGAUUCCAGCGGUUUGAUUGACAGACGGACAGAGGAAAUACCUUAUAAGGAAGUGAGAGUGUCGGGGGAGCAAAUCAGAACGAGACAGUCUUCAAGGGGGCGUCGACAUCAACGGAGGGCGUCGACAUCAGACCUUCAGUCAGUGGAGCUACUUCCUCCUCUUCCUGUUACAACGGACACUUCCUGUUCAUUACCCACAAGCCACUGAGGCGGCUACCCACAAUGCACCUGAUGGGACACAUGUUAAAGUUCCAAACAUCAUAAACGUCAUGAAAUAAAAGAAUCUAUCUAUCUAUCUAUCUAUCUAUCUAUCUAUCUAUCUAUCUAUCUAUCUAUCUAUCUAUCUAU
Molecule: messenger RNA, 3379 nt
Organism: Mugil cephalus (flathead mullet)
Lineage: Eukaryota; Metazoa; Chordata; Actinopteri; Mugiliformes; Mugilidae
Gene: epb41l4a
Product: erythrocyte membrane protein band 4.1 like 4A
Exons: 21
Coding region: 1395-3239 (614 amino acids)
Cellular component (GO): cytoskeleton
Source: RefSeq, a predicted model, not a curated record